AUGAUGCCAGAUCUAUUCAACGGCGAUGUAGUCCCAAUCAAUAGACCAGAGGGCUUCAGCAUCAUGGACUGGGUGAAGGACCAUCUACCCCUUCAAACGGAACCAAUAAUCGACACCGUCCUCAAAGCGAUGCGGGAGAAUCUCGGCUGUGAGAGAAUUGGUGGUGUGGGCUAUUGCUUUGGCGGCAAGUAUGUCUGCCGGUACUUGAAGCCCGGCAAGAUUGAUGUUGGGUUCACGGCACAUCCAACUAUGGUUGAGGCCCAGGAGUUGCAAGGUAUUGAGGGGCCUUUAAGUAUUGCUGCUGCUGUUCGAGACAACGUUUUUACGUCUGCUAAAAGACAUGAAAGUGAGGAGAUUUUGGAUAAGUUGGAUAUCCCUUAUCAGAUCAAUCUGUUCUCGGAUGUAGAGCAUGGCUUUGCUGUCCGCUGUGAUUUGUCUAAGCCGAGGCAAAAGUUUGCUAAGGAGCAGGUCUUUGCUCAGGCUGUUGCCUGGUUUGAUCAGUAUCUUAUUGUGUGA
Penicillium canescens is the source of this 516-nucleotide messenger RNA. RefSeq lists its product as uncharacterized. Bases 1 to 516 code for a protein of 171 amino acids. Lineage: Eukaryota; Fungi; Ascomycota; Eurotiomycetes; Eurotiales; Aspergillaceae. Gene Ontology annotation, molecular function: hydrolase activity. The record is from RefSeq and is a predicted model, not a curated record. The transcript is spliced from 2 exons.